Messenger RNA from Betta splendens (Siamese fighting fish), 1740 nucleotides. RefSeq names its product DnaJ heat shock protein family (Hsp40) member B12a (gene dnajb12a). Gene Ontology annotation, biological process: cellular response to misfolded protein. Gene Ontology annotation, molecular function: Hsp70 protein binding. Lineage: Eukaryota; Metazoa; Chordata; Actinopteri; Anabantiformes; Osphronemidae. The transcript is spliced from 9 exons. The record is from RefSeq and is a predicted model, not a curated record. Gene Ontology annotation, cellular component: endoplasmic reticulum membrane. The coding region runs from base 2 to 1102 and encodes 366 amino acids.
GAUGGACUCAAACAAGGACGAAGCAGAGCGAUGCAUUAAAAUAGCCUUAAAUGCGAUCAGUAACAACCAGCCAGAUAAAGCCAGGAAGUUCCUGGAGAAGGCCCAGCGACUGUUUCCGACAGAUCAGGCUAAAAGCUUGUUGGAUUCGUUAGUCCAGAAUGGAAAGCCUCCAGACGAGAACGGUCGUCCCGUGAACGGAGAGGCCCCCACUAUGAGGCACCGCAGCAAAGGAGAGGAGGCUAACGUGGGGGCCACAGACUCAGCCAAGCCGUACACAGCAGAUCAGCUGGAUGCCGUGAAGAAGAUUAAGAGCUGUAAAGAUUACUACCAAAUUCUAGGAGUUGAAAAGACGGCCUCUGAGGAGGAUCUUAAAAAGGCUUAUAGAAAGCUCGCUCUAAAGUUUCACCCAGAUAAAAACCACGCACCUGGCGCCACAGAGGCAUUUAAAGCUAUUGGUAAUGCCUACGCCAUACUGAGCAAUGCUGAGAAAAGACGACAGUAUGACCAGUAUGGAGAGGAGAGAUCACAUCCAACCAGACACAGACACCAACGUGAUUUUGAAGCUGACAUUUCACCUGAAGACCUCUUCAAUAUGUUCUUUGGUGGUGGCUUCCCAUCAAGUAAUGUACAUGUUUACAGAAAUGGAAUGCACUUUGCACAUCAUAAUAGACAAGAAAGACGAGAACAACAGAGAGAUGGAGGUCUGGCUCUGUUUGUCCAGCUGAUGCCCAUCUUAAUCCUCAUCAUUGUCUCCGCUCUUAGCCAGAUGAUGGUGACCCAGCCUCCCUACAGCCUUAGCUACCGCCCGUCUGCUGGACAUAUUCACAAAAGGCAUACAUCAAACUUAAAGGUGCCUUUCUACGUGACUGAGCGUUUUAAUGAAGAAUAUUCUGGGAAUGGUCUAAAGGCGGUUGAGAGAAGUGUAGAAGAAGACUAUAUCUCCAACCUCCGAAACAACUGUUGGAAGGAGAAGCAGCAGAAAGAAGGACUACUGUAUCGUGCCCGUUACUUUGGAGAUUCUGACCUGUACCAAAGGGCACAGAGAAUGGGGACACCAAGCUGUUCCAGAUUAUCUGAGAUUCAGGUUAUACUGGAUGGAUAGAAACUUGGAUUCACCGGUACUUGAAUCUAAUUUGAAGAAACUGGUCGGAGCCCAUCCAAAUUAGAGCAUAUUUCUGCAGCAAACCAAGAAAAUUAAAAUUGCCUUAUGUGCAGUGGGCAGCAGACCUUAUCAGGGAACCUAUCUGCAACUUGUAGAGGUGUAGAUUGACUUCCUGUAGAGCUGCAAAAUGCUUUGAGUUGAUUGCUGAUAUUUUCCUUAAACUAGUGUCUUCAAGGAAGUGAGCGUAUCCACUGUGAUGCCAAGUGGAUACUAGGAGAAUAGUUGUCUUUUUGAAAGGUUAACAAAGCUGCUGAGAUUUAUUUUCUCUGUCCCAAUCAUUUAGUUUCCUUUUAACAUUUUGAGAAACCUCAUGGCCUUCUCAUAGACAGAUGUCUGAGCCACCCACAGGGAAAGUGUGUAAUUUUUAUAGUUCUUACCAAUGUAAAUAUUCAUUUUACUUUUAACAGUGCAGGGUUUAUUGAAGUUAAUAUAAUGUACAAUAUGUUAUGUGGAUUUGCUUGUAGCCUGUUGGGUCAUGAGUAUUGAAGAUCAUUGCACAAAUAAAAGUAAACCAUAUUUAUUAAAUUAACACGCUAAAAUUGUAUACAGGUUUCUUUGAAAUAAAUUUGUCCAAUGAU